This is a messenger RNA of Lineus longissimus, 855 nucleotides long. RefSeq lists its product as uncharacterized. Bases 1 to 855 code for a protein of 284 amino acids. Lineage: Eukaryota; Metazoa; Nemertea; Pilidiophora; Heteronemertea; Lineidae. The transcript has 7 exons. The record is from RefSeq and is a predicted model, not a curated record. Gene Ontology annotation, biological process: cell-matrix adhesion. Gene Ontology annotation, cellular component: cell surface.
AUGGUCCGACUCGCAGAUAUCUUCACUGGUCACGAAGGGAAAGCUUACGGCAGCACCCCUGGAGACUGGUCCAGCGAGACGGUCAGGCAGCUAGGAAGUACCGUCUCCGGCCUUACUGCUGAUGAAAUCAAAACUCUGAAACUGAACAGUACUGACGUCAUGUACUCGAUUGGUAAACAUGGUAAACUCUCAGGAACUAAGUUGGUUGCGGGUUUCGGACGCUGGGCAGAACUUGCAAAGGGUGGCGAUGUCUCCAAGCUGAGCUCGGCUGAACUGAAGGGUAUGGGACAUUUCCCGUGCGGGGCCACUGCGGACCAGAUCGAAAACAUCACAGCGGCUGCAUAUGCAGGGGCAGCCAACACGAUCGGAGGCCUUGACAGCUGCGCAAUAGCGCAGGUGACCGGUUUCGCUCAGAAGGCCAAGGAAGUCUACGGUGAUGACGUAUCCAAGUGGUCAACAUCCGUUGUGAAAGAUAUGGGCAACAUGGUUGGCGGUCUUGGAAAAUCGGACUUGGCCAAACUUUCAACUGACCAGAUUUCCGUAAUUUCGACAACAUCCAUUAAGAAUAUUCCUCCAGUGAAUUUCGCUGGGUUUACAGCAGAGCAGUUGCUUGGAAUGAGUACGAACCAGGCCAAGUCGGUCGAAAACGAUCAGCUGCUUGCCUUAGAGCCUGCUCAGGUCGAAGCCCUUGGCACUGCUUCCGGCGGCACUAUCACUGUCGUUAAUAACAAUGGAGGAGGAAAUAAUGGGGAAGGAGGUGGCAAUGCUGCUCCCGAGACCGUGUCGACUUCCGCCAUGCUGAUUAUCACCUCCGCACUUCUGGCUCUUGCGUGGUCGAGUCAAACUGUGCUCUAG